Messenger RNA from Cetraspora pellucida, 297 nucleotides. The record is from the annotation of a GenBank genome assembly. NCBI's taxonomy places the organism in Eukaryota, Fungi, Glomeromycota, Glomeromycetes, Diversisporales, Gigasporaceae.
AUGUUCUAUCUCAGUCAGAAAAAAAAAACAGAUAGCACAAGUGAAUUCAGAGGAGUGAAUGAUGCAACAAUUAAUGCCCUGAGAUGGAAAGCUGACAAGCCAUCUAACUUUGCUAUAAAGGCUACUGGAAAUUUUGCUCAUAUUAAUAAUGGGAAACCCAAACCAAUGUUAUGUUUAGAUCUUGAAAAGCGUCUCUUGAAAACUGAGAAAUGGCUUGACUUGGCAUUAAGGACUGGAAAGUUUUUUGCUGAUAUAUGUGAAUCUUUAUGUAGAAGAGAUAUCAAAAGUACCAACUGA